This is a messenger RNA of Formica exsecta, 2671 nucleotides long. Its product is annotated as zinc finger protein ubi-d4 A-like. Gene Ontology annotation, cellular component: nBAF complex. Gene Ontology annotation, biological process: nervous system development. The coding region runs from base 613 to 996 and encodes 127 amino acids. The transcript has 3 exons. The record is from RefSeq and is a predicted model, not a curated record. Lineage: Eukaryota; Metazoa; Arthropoda; Insecta; Hymenoptera; Formicidae.
CUAAUCUUGUUUUCCAAAUUUUUCAAUUUUUAUCUUUGCCUCUUUUAAUUUUGAGUUUAAUUUUCAUAGUUUUAGAUAAUUUUCUGGAUAUUCGAGUCGUUUCGAAUUCUAUUUUAGCCCAUAACUUUGAUAUAACCGAAUCGAUUACGAACGGAUGUUCACAAAAAGAGAGAAAGAGAGAGAAAAAGAGUAAAAAAAUACGACUUGAUUGUAUCUAUCAUAUAAAACCAGUGUGCAUGGUCCAACAGCUUAUGACGGCAAAGCGCAACUGUGGGUAUGUUGAUCGGUUUGUGAUCAGGUGGUACGCGUCGGGGUCGUCAGAACACUACUUCCUCGAGUACCUCGAGUCCCUCCCCGGCGGCUCCAGCCGUCGCAUCCGCUACGGGAGCGACGUCGCAACCAUCGCAACAGUCGCAACAGCAGCUGCAGCCGGCAUCCGCGCAGACGCCCGUCGCUCCAGCGUCGCCCACCGUCUCGGUGACCAAGGAAGAUCAUCUACCUGCCGCGUCCUCGCCCGGCGGCACCGCCGUCCCGUCGCUCUCCUCAGCGGAGACUGCGACGGGAGGGUCACCCACCCCUGGAGGAGGAGGAGGUGGUGGAGGAGGACCGACCAUGGAGAAGAAGGCCGGCGGCAAGUCAUCCGCGGCGCAACCGUCCCCGUAUUGCGACUUCUGCCUGGGUGACGCGCGCGAGAACAAGAAGACGGGCGGAUCCGAGGAGUUGGUGUCGUGCAGCGACUGUGGCCGCUCAGGGCAUCCAACUUGUUUGCAAUUCACUGCAAACAUGAUCGUUUCUGUUCGCAAGUACAGGUGGCAAUGUAUCGAAUGCAAAUGCUGCUCCAUUUGCGGCACUUCUGACAACGAUGAUCAGUUGCUGUUCUGUGACGACUGUGAUCGGGGAUACCACAUGUAUUGUCUGUCUCCACCUCUUGCGUCACCUCCCGAGGGCUCCUGGUCGUGCCGCUUAUGCAUAGCUGAAUUUCAUCACCGUGAUUAAGUUCACUCUCAGAUAGAUAUAAGUCACGGAGCUAUCCUUGCUAUUGUUGCGGCAUACAACGUCUUGGUCGUCUUAUUAGGAGAAUUAGGAGAGUAUUCGCGAGAGCUCACUCGUAUAGUAUUAUACGGCUUACACCGGCAAACUUUUUGAGAAAAAAAAAGAAAAGAAAAAGAAAGAAAGACUUCAUUGAUUACUAUUUAUUACAAAAUUUAUAUUGAUUUAUCAGCUUCCUGUAAAAUUAUGUUAAUAAUAAUGACGAUAAUAAUAAUAAUAAUUAAUGAAGGAUACAUUUAGCGUAACUAUAUUAGAUAUCUCAGGCACUGGUGAUCUCGACGAGAUAAAGAUGUAAGGAAACACGUAUUUAUAUAAUUUAACUGAGAUAGCUUUUAGAGUAUAAGUGUAUAAAGAUACAACUCAUGACCGACUGUCAACAGAGUUCUGUAAAGGGAACGAACAGAGAGAUUAUUAAUUUUAAAGACAAAGACGGAGUUCGAUUUACCGAUGAUCUUAGAUUUUACAUUCGUACCGAAUAAAGUGUAUUUUUUGCUCAUUUUAUGAACUGACACAUACAUACAUAUAUAUAUACAUACAUACAUACAUAUACAUGUAUAUAUACACGCGUUUACAGCGAUAUUACUAACAAACGAACUAUAAGAGAGAUUUAGUCGAAGAUCGUUAAAUAGGACAAUACUCUCCUAGUUCUAUAUAGACUAUUCUACUCUUAGUCAAUGAUAUAUUUAAAAUAUUUGAUUUGCAUUCAGAACUUUUACAAUUGCUUAAAUUUAACGAUAAAUCUGGCGAUCUCGAGUUUUCACAUUAACUCUUAUAGCUUCUCGCGCUACAGAUUUGGUAGAAACCAAGUUUCAUAGAAAAGAAAAAAAAAGAAAAAAAUACACAUGGAAACGAAAAAAACUUAUUCUAGAAAAAUCAUGAUAUUGAUAGUAUUUGUUCCAUGAAUAGUGAUAAAAAAUAAAAUAUUAUCUCUGUUUCUCUGUAUGUAUCAUGAUACUCUAAAGCUUUUACACUUAAUGAGAUAGCUAUUAGUAGCGACAUAGCUAUCAUACGCAGACGUGCAGCACACUCGCAGAAAGAUUAUAUGUUCUUCGUCACAUUUAGCCCAGUAUUUUUAUAUUUUAUAUAUUAAAUGUACUUAAUUUUAAGUGACUGUGGUGAUAUUUGGUAUUUUUAAUGUCAAACUUUGUUUCGUAAUUUGACAAUUUUACGACCGCCUAAUUGUAUAAAUAGUGUUAUAUAUCACUCAAAUUUUUUUGCCGACUCAUCCUUAAGUUUUUCUCUCCUCGAUUAAACCUGAUCAAACUUAUAUAGCACUUAUUUUUAACAUUAUGUAUACAAAUUGGAAUAAACGUUAGUUUAUACAAACUGAUUAUUAAGUUUAGAACAGUCUUAUUGCGUGCCAUUGUAAACAUUUCAACUGCAAGAGAGAGAGAGAGAGAGAGAAGGAGAGAAGUUAUAUAACACAAACGACAUGACUCGAACAGGUGCUACAUUUCAGGGAUUAGCUCUUUUUUUUGGACUUUACAAUUACUUUGUAAUAUUGGCAAUGUUUUAUAAGAGACAAGAAAUAUUACAUUUUACUAUUGUAGCUAAUAAUUGCUCUAUGUAAGAUAUAAAAAAGUUAGUAAUCCGAAAAAUAUAUAACAUUUUUUCAUAAAAA